AUGUCAUUUUGCCCCUCCAGCCCUAAUAGGGGUCCAAGGGGAACCCCGUCAGAUCACCUGCAAAAGAAAGAAGGAGAUAGAGAGAAACUGGAGAGAAGUUCAGCCGGGAAGAUUAACAGACCACCGCCAAAAUCCAUCCUCAGACGAGACUCGUACAAGGAACGAGAGGCUAGCGAGGCCGACGCUCCGUCAAGACCCAAGAACACUUCGCGAGUGUUUUGGGAAGAGGUAGGCACGCAACAACUACUGGGACCAGAGUUGGUCCAGGUCACCAACUCAGCGGUGCAAAAAAUCAAGCAGAGAAUAGUCACCGCACAGAGUCGACAGAAAAUAUAUGAAGAUGUGCAUAGAAGGGACCUCAAAUUUGAGGUGGGUGACCACAUAUUCCUGAAGGUAGCCCCUAUGAGGGGGGUGUUGAGGUACAGAAAGAAAGGGAAAUUGAGCCCAAGGUUCAUAGGCCCCUUCGAGAUUCUAGAGAGAGUUGGGGCUAUGGCUUACAGAAUUGCCCUACCACCGAACCUUGCCGCCGUGCACAAUGUGUUCCACGUAUCCAUGCUGCGAAAGUAUACUCCAAACCCUACCCAUGUAAUCGAGCAUGAGAUGCUUCCUCUUCGAGAAGAUCUAUCUUACGAGGAGAAGCCUAGUAGAAUUUUGACUCGAGACACUAGGCGGUUGCGUAACAAAGAUAUUCCAUUGGUAAAGGUCUCAUGGGGUAACCGCCGUGAGGAAGAGGCCACCUGGGAACGAGAAAAGGAUGUGAGAAAAUCUUAUCCCGAACUCUUCCAAGAGAUAGCUACUUUCGGGAACGAAAGUUCUUGA
This is a messenger RNA of Cucurbita pepo subsp. pepo (vegetable marrow), 819 nucleotides long. The record is from RefSeq and is a predicted model, not a curated record. Lineage: Eukaryota; Viridiplantae; Streptophyta; Magnoliopsida; Cucurbitales; Cucurbitaceae.